UUUAUAAAUCUUCAACGAUUCAAAUUUCAUUGGUUCGGUAUUCAUAUUUCUUCUCCUAUUUCAUCUAAUACGAUUUCUGUUUCAUUUAACAUAGCGAUUAAAGGAAACUGAAAUUCUUAUUGGUCGAACUGCCAUUUUAUGUAACCAAAAUAUUGCCAACCAUACACACGUAUGGGGAAAAUGGGGAAAUUUUAUAAACGUUGACAAUGCUUUAUAUAUCAUAGUAUCCAUUCAACGUUCAUUCGGCGUUCUUGAGGAAGAAAGUAGUCGUUGCUGAAAAGAAAUAUUUCAUUUCAUUUUCAUUAGUGUGGUUUUAAUUGCUGCGAUUCGUUUAACGAAUCGCUUGUGUUUUUCACUGCAUCUGUGUACGUUUUCGUGUUAUAAAUACGAAGGUAUGUUGCCUUAGCGAGAAGGUCGAUAACGAUUUGUUUGAAUUUGUUUCGAUAGCUGUUCCAAUUCCAGGUCGCCAUUACCUGGCUCAAGUGAUUCUUUUAAUUUGUAAUCAAAGAUUCCGUUGUUCGUUGUUCAACAGUUUCAUAAAUUGAUUGAAAAAUUUCAGAGAAACGAAGCUCUUGAUUGUGUCUGAUAAUAGUGUUCAACAAAUGUUAUUCAUGAAACCUUUCUUUGAGAUUUUUCUACAUUAAAUGGGAAUUUGAAAACCGUUUUGUUCCACCAUUAUAGGAAAAGGUAGAGUGAUACAAGAAAUAUUGGAAAUUUUUUUCAGUGAAUUUUAUUUUUAUUAAUUUUUACUAAUUAGAAGAACCACAAAAUUUCUGUUAUUCGGUAUGUUCGACUUAACCAUAUUUUCUCUAAUUUAGGAAACACAAGUGUCCGACUUUCGUUUCAUCGACGAACUAAGCGAGAAGAAAGAAAAUUUCUAUCAGAAUGUCUGAAACCGGUUGCAGUUCGUCAGAUUCGUUCGAACUAGGCGUAGCUGAUACAUUUAACACGCCUGAUCAAGAACAACAAUCGUCAACAGAGAAGAAGUCGAUUGAAGAACUGAUUGACAAGUUGAAAAAUUUCCAGAUGGAAACACCUAAGCAUCCAAAUACACCGGUAACUACCCCGGUGAAGGGUUAUUCGUUCAAGAAACAGAAAGGAGACCAGAUAUCGCCUGGCCGCGAUGAGAAUGAGAAAUCACCUGAGGGGAAUAUCGCCAAGUUAAAGAGAGCCUUGCAAAAACGCUUCAACUUUCAAUUUCUGACCCCGGUCAGGAAUCCGAUUCCCAGAAGACACGGCAUAGACGACAAAACCCUGAAGGUGACGUUGGCCAAAGAACACCAACGUCUCCUCUCCGUAGAUCUAUCGGACGCCAAUGAAUCUCAGUCCGAAGAAGGACCUGCAAUCAGUCCAAUAUUCGACAGAACCUUGAAUAAAAUUCGCAAGGACCUGUCGGACAGUUUUAUCCAAGCAACAGCAGGAUCUAUCUGCGAGGAAGUAAAUAGUUCGUUAGAAUGCGAGCAGCUUCCAGAUGACGAUUUGUCCGUGUUGAAUCGCAGUCUGUGCGAAGUGUCCGAGGUGUUCUAUGCGUUAUUACAGGUGAACAAAGCCGGGAACAAUGAUAGAAGAAUGAUGUAUCAGAAGCAGAAUCCAGAAACAGCUGAGAAACAGGAUGUACUAGGUAAAGACAUCUUCAGGGAGGCUAUAGACGUCAGUUUUGGAGGUAUUCUAAGCCCUGAACAAAAGGAGAUGGUAUAUCAUAGUUAUAUGUACAUUUAUCCUCGUGCACAGCAUUAUAUUUCUACAAAAGAGAUCCGGUUGGGAGGUGACGAAAGGAGGGGAAGUCUGAAGAUUCCUGAACCCAACAACAACGUCAGUCAAGAUAGCCAGGAGAAAGCGAAGGAAAAAUUGAAGGAAUCAGAUGUCAGAAUCACGCAGGAUUCAACUAAAAGAGCUAAGGAAAAGGGUGUAGAAGAUUUCGAUCGAAUGUUCACCUCUGCGGAUGUUGAUUCCAAUGAAAGCAGAGAGAUGAUGAUCGAAGAUGAAUCAGAUAAACGCAGGUCGGUCAGUUUAUGCGAACCUCGCGUUCAGUCUCCGAAAAACGAUAGUUCGAUUAAGAGAAAGAGUUUUUCCGAGUCUGACGUCUCUGCAGCGAGUGUCGCGAUAGCAAAUGAGGACGAUUCGUUGUCCGAGAACUACAUCAAGAAGUUAGACAAGUCCAAGUCUCUGAUGGACGAGAUAGUGAGCAGUUGUUUCAGGUCGUCGGGCGACAACGAACCGACGAACAAGCUUUCUACGAAGCAGCUUAAAUACAGUCAGAGCAGUGUUCUCUCCGGCAAAUGUUCUUCGGUUAAUUCGACCACGUACUUCAGUCUUGAAAACCCUACACUGAUGUCUUCUCAGUCCCAUCAUUCUCCAGAUCUCUGCUUGGCGAAGGACGAGUGCGAUUCCAAUCUCUCCAACAUAGAUUCUCAGAGCUUGAUCGGGAUGAAAAAUCUCUCCUCCGAUGAUCUUGAGAAUUAUUCCUGCGAGUCGAUGAACUCUGAUCAGUCGCUUGUUUCCAGCGCCGUGAGUAAAACGACGGACGAAUCCGAGCCUGAUUCGUUUAACGGCGACAGUAGGGCGAAUUCCAGUUAUUGUUCGACAAAUUCGAAUUUCUUCAACGUGUCCUUGAACAAUACUCGAGAAUCCGAGGUCAGUUUCAAUGAAUCCACUCGCGAAGACACUUCGGUGUCGAAGAAGGAGGAGUCGUCUGAUAGCGACGGAAGCGAGGGAAGUGACGAUGUUUUCGAAGAUGACAAUUCGGAUACUAGUUUGAACAAAUUUCACUCGUUCCUGAGGAAGAUGGUCUCCAGAGAGGCAAGGUACUCGCAGCGACGCGUGAAGGUGUCUGAUCUAUCGCCUCGUAAAGAUGUACUUUCUCCGUUGAUAAAGUUAACUAAUCUGAAGAAAGGGGAUAAGCUUCCGGAAGUGGCUGGUAGAGUUAAGCCAGGUAACAGAUGUGAAUGUUGGGAAAUUUUGUUUCUAUUUAUUGAAACUUUUAGAGAAGGAUUUUGGAAAAUAUUUCUUUCAUCCUUGCACAGUGAAUGCAGAAUCAUUUUGACUCACUAUGUAUUGUAUAUAUUGUUAUCAGUUUUGGCAUAUGUUAUAUUAUUAAAGAGGUUAAUUAUUAGGGUUAAUUGAACAUCAAAGGAUCAAAUUGCUAAUUAAUUCUUUUUAUAAUUUAAUAUUUUAAAAAUUCAUCAUAGAUAAAAGUAAAACAGGAAAUAUUAGUGGUUCAAGUUUGCAUUUAUUUCUCAAUUUUAAACGGUGUGCAAACAAUAAUUUAUAAUGGGCAACGAUAAAGCGGUUAUGCUCGGCUAUAAAUCAUCUUUAAAGAAAGAGAGACCGCCAGGCGAACUAUCGCAAAUGUGUGCGAAGCAUUAAUUGGAGAGAGCCGAGCAAGAUCAAUAUUUAUUAACAACUAUUAAUUACGCCUGCGUUAAAUGAAAUCUAUUCGCACAAUUAUAAAUCUGUAUAAAAGCAAUUUAAUGAGAUUGCACAUGUUUUUAUCUUUUUGUUUUUUUAUUUUUUUUAUUUUAUGGAGGAAAUUGUGGCUGACGCGUUGCAUCGAUAAGCGCUGCAAUUUCUGAAAUGGACUGGCUUUAUGGUACGAACGUGACUUUCUGGCUUUUUCCGAGAUUCGAUAUUUUUUUUAUGUUACAGGGAAAUUUUGAAACGGUGAUAGGGUGGUGUUUUUGAAAGAUUGUGGAUUUAGGAGAAAUUUUCUGUGGGGGAUGUUUCUCUGUUUUCUAGGAUAAUAAAAAUCAACCUGGUUAUCUUAUAUCCAUCUUAAAUCUUGAUUGAAAUAAUUUUUUCACUAGCAUUAGCUAGUUGCUUGUAUCACCUGGGAAUUAGAAAAAUUUAUUAUGACAUUACUUCCACGGUUUCGCGAUGAAUUAUUCAUGCUUACCUUGCAUGUUAUUUCAACGUUCGUUUAACAAAAGCUGUAACGAGUUGAAUUUAAACUGAACAUUAAUUAUUUAGUGACCCCAUUUACAAAGGCAACGAGUUCUCAUUUUUCCAUUCUGCUCCAGAUCGUACAUUCCAGUUUAUGAUUCCUGAGAGGAAUUACUCUGUAUUUCCUUGAAUUUUUCAACAAUUUUUAUCGCGAUACAUGACUGAUUAAACAUCUUUCACCACUUCAGCGUUAUUCAACGAUAUAUGAAAUUGAACUUUUAAAUCAAGCUCCAUUCAACUAGAACAAUGAUGAAAUGUGUUUAAUCCAAAUUACUCCAUGUUAGGUUUUAACUCUGACAAGAAACAAUUAAUUAACAAUUCAAUAAUUAAAAUUCUUAUCAAUUUUAAACCAUUUUGAAUAAUUUAAAAAAAAAAAAAGACUACAAAUAUGAUCCUUGCAAAAUUGACGGUCACCGAAUGACUCGUACAGAAAAUUCCAAGGCUUUUGACAAAAAAUAAUCUAAAAAAAAAUAUCUUGACAUUUACAAGGAUGUAGUAAACAAAGAAAUUCGACAGCUAAAAAUACAACGCUAGUCUGACAACCAACCAACCGAAAAAUGUUAAUUUCUUAAGAGAACGUGUCGGUUGAUUUUAUUUUUACUAAUGAAAAAUUUUUCUCUCC
Molecule: messenger RNA, 4561 nt
Organism: Osmia lignaria (orchard mason bee)
Lineage: Eukaryota; Metazoa; Arthropoda; Insecta; Hymenoptera; Megachilidae
Source: RefSeq, a predicted model, not a curated record